UUCGCGGUGCUCUCUCUCAUUGUCCCGUUGUUCCGCCGCCGUCGUGUUUGCCGUUUACCGUUAACGGCUAAAAGGUUUUCGUUCUCGCUUUCGUUUCGGUGGCUAACUGUUGUUGUUGUUGUGCGGUGACCAAAAAAAAUUAAAAAAUAAGGCCAAAGGAUAUAAAGGAUAAAGGAUCAAAUGGCUAUAUAGUGCUAAAAACCAUCGCGUCCACACAAAACACGGCAAAUGGCAAGGCGGAGAAAUGACAAAAAAAAGGAGCAAUGCAAAUGGCAGAAGCCAAGGCCAAUGAAAAAUAGUUAAAUUUCUAGUUAUUUUUUAAUAAAAUAAAAUAUCACUUUACGUUCCCAAAGCAACGCAGUGCAAUAUAAAUUAGCCAAAAAUUAAAAAAAAAAAACACAAUAAACCCACAAGAUAAUAUUAAAUAAAUAUUAAUUAAUAAAAAAAGAGAGAAGAAAAAGGAGAGAAGAAUUUGGAAAAAGAGCUAUAGAAAAUAUCGAUUGGAGAAACUGGAUUUCGGCGAAAUUCCGGGCGCCAUGGUGGGCCUAUUGAAUCCAAUGAAGUACGGCGACCAUUUCUACGAGCUGUACACGAACAGUACACGCAGAAAACUCCAACAUGAACGAAAAGCCCUCACGAAACGCAAAAGUCGUAAGGAAAAGUCUGCUGCCGCCAUGGCUGCUGCUGCCGCUGCUGCGGUUCUGGAGGGGAAUGCCGGUGCCGGUGGUCUGGUGAAUCCUUUGGAUCCCCCACUAGUUAAGGAGCAACUGAUGAUAUUGCCCUCGUUCCCGGUGGCGCACAUAGAACUGGAUCCGAAUGCCUCCAAGUUUGCCGUCUUCUCGGCCAUUCGGUCCACGGUCUUGGAGGCGGAAACCCGCUAUGCCCUGUUCCAGGAGGGUGGUCCUAAUGGCGGGCAUUCCGGCUCCGGGUCGAAGAAAUGGAGGGGAGGACCACUUAGCUCCUCCUGUUGUGCCAUGUGCGAGCAUAGUUGCAUGGCCAGCAAUAUCCUGGACUGCUCCUGCCAUGCCCAGUUGGCGUUGGCGGCGGCGGCAGCAGCUCCCGCCGGCGGGGAUGGUGGACGGAUGGCUCCGGGCGGGCCGCCAGCACCGGCACCUGUUGUUGUUGGCGGUGGACCAGGAUUGCCGGGCAGCGAGAAGAGAUCGCGCCGGGAUAGCGCCAAUAGUGAUGCCGAUUCGGACACGGAGGAGCCCACCGAACGGGAGCCGGUCUAUGCCACUGUGCCCCUGAUCGUGGGCGCCGGGCUGAGGAGUCUCUUCGAGCUGAUAGCCGACGCCCGUCACGUCCAUCCCCUGCUCUGCACCAAGGCGCUGAAGGCCCUCCUCGACGUCAUCCAGGGCCAGCAGCCGGAGAGCUUCAAGCUGGAACCGGAGGAGCUAAUCAAUCCUUUGUAUGACCUGCUGCUGGAUCUGGCCACCAUGCCGGCGGCCCUCAACUCGGCCACCGGAGCGGAGGCCAACUGGUCGGCCAUGGCCUGUGCCGCCCUCCUCGGCCUGUGCAUCGCACGCGGCGACACCGGCAAGAUGCUGAAGGCCAUCGCCGCCAUGCUGAUGACUCCGCGCCAGCUCUCCGCUCAGAUCGUCCAGCUGCCGGUGGUGCUGGCCACUCUGCAGCACACGGUGAUCAGUGCGGCGCUGAACAAGCCCACCCGGCCGGACUUCCAUAGCCACGGAGUGCCGCACAACUCGCUGAUUGACGAGUUCCCAUUGAAGCUACCACACCUUGGGGGAAGCGGAGCUCCCACAACCGCACCCGCCAUGGCCUGUGACGGGGUCUUUGUAUACUUACUGUACGGCGGAACGCUGCUGAAGAUCGGCACUGGGUUCGGGGGCUCCUACAAGGGUCAUGUCUAUGCCCAGAACGAGGACUUUAGUCGGGAGCGCAGUGCCUGGCUGGGAUACAGUGGCGGGCAGUUGUACUUCCGGCGGACUUGCCGACGCAGUGCCGGGGAUCAGCUGCAGCUGGUGGGUCUGGACACGCUGGCCAUCAAGGCGAUGAGUCCCCUGAGCAUGCUUCAUAUGCGCGAGGGCCUCAACUAUGUCCUCUUCACGGAUGACGACUCCUUGCACGCCAUUUGCAGCAAUCGGGAUGACACUCUGGUGGUGAAGAAACUGAACCUCUACCACAACAGCUACAACAGCGAUCCGCCGCCGUUCGAGCUGCCCCUCCAGCUGGCCAGGAAGAAGUUCCGCACCCUGGGCUAUGCGGCCUUCGAGGACGAGCUGCUCAACCAGCACCAGAUCCAGCGCAUCCAGUCGGCGCACAACAGCUUCGAGCCAAAGCUACCGGCUCCGUGCCGGGACUCGGACGUGGAUGUCCUGGGCAUGGCCUGCGGCAAGGAGUUCGGCCUGGUGCGGGCCAGCAACGGACGGGUCUACUACUACGGCAAGUCGGCGGCCCUGGGCCUGAAGUGCGUGGGUCGGACACCGACCCUCAAGCUCACCGAACUGAUCAUCUCCAAGGCGGCCAACAUAGUCCAUGUGGCGGUGGGGCAUGACGGCAUCCACGCCCUGCUGGUGAACGAUGACGGAACCGUUUACUUUGCUGGGACGGCACGACGCGGUGAGGAUGGGGACAGCAGCAAGAACCGGCGACAACCCAAGGCCGUGAAGCCCAAGAAGAUGACCAAGAUCGAUGGACAUGUCGUGGUGCAUGCGGCCUGCAAUAAUGGCACCUCCGCCUUCGUCACCAAGAACGGGAAGCUCAUCAUGUACGGCAAGGACACGGCCCACUGCGACGCCAUGGGCUUCGUUAGCGAACUGCUGGACCAGCACGUGACCAAGGUGGCGCUGGGAAAGGCCCAUUGUGUGGCCCUCAACGCCAAGGGGCAGCUGUUCUCGUUCGGGCUGAACAACAAGGGUCAGUGCGGCAGGAUAUUCAACAAGUUGCAGCCGGUCAAGGAUGUGCCAUCGUUCGCCUCCUCCUCCUCGGCGGCUGCCGCCUGUUUUGCAUCCUUGCUGCCACUGGACAAGCGCCUCAAGCUCGACUUCUCCACGCUGUGCGACUACGACGACCACAAUCUGGUGCAGGGCCAGUGCCGGGUGUGCGUCAUCUGUCGGGAGUGCACCGGCUACAAUGUCAGCUGUGUCUCGGCCUUGAACGUGCCCCUGGAGCAGCGGCAGGCGGGCAGCAUCUGCCCCUGCGGUCAUGGGGAUGCGGGCUGUGCCAAGUGCGGCCUGUGCGCCUCCUGCAUCGCCCUCCAGGACAACGAGAGCACCAAGAUCGAGAUGAAACCUCUGCCCAGCGACGUCCAGCAGCGACAGCAGCGCUCCAAGACCCUCAUCAUGCGGCGGAAGGAGCGCAAGGGCGAACUGGAGACAGGGGCGGCCGGCGGUGGAGCUGCCACGCCCACCGACCUGGACAAAGAUCCGCCUCGAGUGGCGCCACUAGCACCGCAACUCCUGCAGCUGCCCAGUUCCUCGCCGGUGGUCCAGGUGGCCUGUGGACUCCACCACACGGUGGUGCUGACGCUGGCCGGCGAGGUGUACACCUUUGGGAGCAACCAGUACGGCCAGCUGGGCAGCGGCGACCUGCAGCCGGUGAGCGGUCCUGUGCGCGUCCAGGUUGCGGGCGCCAUCAGCCAGGUGGCUGCCGGAAGCAACCACACCGUCCUGCUGACCUCCAAGGGCAUGGUGUACACCUUCGGCAACUACCAGAAGGGGCAGCUGGGUCGCCUGCCCAGCGACUUUGGUCCGAAGCCGCAGACAUCCUCGGUAUCCGGCCAGGAAGAUGAAUCUCCGGUCGGAGGAGCACCCCCAGCUGGCGGGGAGCCGGCCAAGGACGCUGUCCUGCCCGGCGGCUCCAAGGAACUGCCCCCCUUGAUGCCCAACUUGAGCGGCCCCAUACUCACCCAGCGGCAGAAGUUCCUCUGGAACUGCUCACCCGGAGCCGUGUUCGGCCUGGGUCCUAGCUAUGGGAAGAAGGUGACCUGGAUCGGAGCCAACGGAGAUCAGACCUUCAUCAAGAUAGACGAGUCCCUGAUCACCGCCCAGAUGCUGCCCAAGAUGCACGUGGUGGCCAACAAGAAGACCAUUUUGCUCAUCCCCAGCAUCCCGCUCUCCUUCCACACGCUCUCCAUCAACCGGCGGGACGGCAGCUGCACGGCCCACUAUCGCGGCCAGACCAACUUCGACCAGCUGAUGCAGGCCCAGCCGCCGGGCCAGCCGCUCCAGGAGAUCAACCGGAACGUGGACGUGGUGGUGACACCAGUGGCCAGCGAUCCACCGCCUGUGCCAGCCACUGGCUCCUCCUCUUCGCUGUUCACCGCUCUGGCGGGCACGGCCACGGCCGGAGUGCCCAUCAACGAGCAGAUGUCGCGGAGCAUGCACGAGGGCCGGAAUCAGAUAUUCGAAGAGCAGCAAGUCGAUGGCGGUGGAGGAGCAGCGGCCCCGAGUCCAGCAGCAGCAGGGACGGCCUCUACUCCGCGCCAGCGCCGCGGCGUCGUCAGUGGAGGCGGAAGGCAAAGCCGGCAGGAGGCCGGAGGAGGCUCCAACUCCCCGGAUCCGGUCGCGUCGCCGCCACAACUCGCCUUCGCCAUGGAUCCCACCUACAAUGUGCUCUGGGUGUUCGAUGGAGUGUCCAGGAAGCUGCGGUGUCACAAUGUGGUGGCCAGCGACAUCAACGAAAACGAUGGGAACUCUGCCAACUACCGGGCACUGCUCUCGCCGGAACUAUCGCUGCCCAGCCGCCCGGACUCGCGGGUGGCCAGGUCGCAGGCCUCGCUCAACCUCCUGGCCUGCCUGGACAUCCUCACCUCGGCGCAGGACAACAUCCCCGGCUGCUUCGAGCAGCCGCUGCCCAAGCAGACGCAGCAGACGGCGGAGACGCAGAGCGGCGGCGACUACCAGGUGGUCAGUCGGUUCGACAACUUCGGCGGCGGUUGGGGCUACUCCGGACACAGUGUGGAGGCCAUACGGUUCGCGGCGGACACCGACAUUGUGAUCUGCGGCUUCGGGAUGUUUGGCGGCCGGGGGGAGUACAGCUGCAAGCUGAAACUGUAUGAUCUGGGCGGAGAUGGCGGUGGCUACGAGAAGGAGGGCGUCCUGAUCAGCGAGACCAAGGAGGUGCCGUACGAAUGCGGGGCGCGGAGCAAGCAUCACAUCCUGCUACCCAAGCCAGUGAGUGCCGCGGCCGGACGCUGGUAUCUGGUGUGGGCGCGCAUAGCCGGACCCUCGUCCGAUUGCGGUUCCUGCGGCCAGGCAUCCGUCACUACCGAGGACCAGGUGGUGUUCUCCUUCAAGAGCAGCAAAAAGGCCAACAACGGCACCGACGUCAACUCCGGCCAAAUACCCGCCAUCCUCUACCGCCUGGUCACCCAGGACUGUAAGCAAACCCCGGCCCAAAUGGACGCCGAUCCGGUCCAGAAGAUAUCGCGCGCCUUCGCCAAUAGCGUUAGUCGGGAGUGCUUCGAGAGUCUGGUGGUGUUGCUCAGCUGGUCCUGGGACUGUUUCAAGACGCAGUUGCGUGAGGAGAGGGAUCGGACUCGGCCCCUGCAGCUCCAACAGUCGCUGCAGUACCUCGGCUAUGUCAUCAAGUCCUGUUUGAGAUUGCUGCGAAAGUACACCAACGAGAUAUAUCCGCAGAAGAGCUCCUCCUCCUCCUCCAAUGGGGUAUCCAAUGCCCUGGCCAAGUCAAAAGGAAAGACAAAAGACAGGAGCCAUAUCAAGGGCCACCUCAUGUCGAAGUACUAUGGGGACUCGUCGCCAUCUUCGAUGCCAUCUGUAUCAUCUGGCAUCAUGGCUGCGGGCGCGUCCUCGUCCUCCUCCUCAGCGGCUGCCUCUGGUAGUUCGACUUCUGGGGGGGUUCUACUAUUUUCAUCGUCCGCACAGGCGACUGGAGGCACUCCGCUAACUCUCCGUAAGACCAAUAUGGAGAAUAUUCAGCUAGCGGAAUGCAUCGGUAAUGUACGGGCUCUCCUCAUUGGCAUCUUUUGUGAUGACAUCUUCAAGGAUAUAGCCACAGAUGAAGGUUAUGUUCUAGUGUUGGAAAUCCUGGACGAGUGCCAUCUGAGCUUUGUGGCCUGUUUCGAUGCCUUCUAUCCGACAUCCUCGCUGAAGUGGAACUGCCUGUGCGACCUCCUGGCCCAGAUGGAUCGCGGAGCUUUGCACUCCCGGCUGUUGAGCGCCAUACUGGCGGGUCUGUGCUCCCCCAACGUCAAGCUGCGGGCCACAUUUUCGCUGCUGAGUGCCGCCGGCAACGAGAGGCAGUCCAUCAUCAGUCCGAGUGACAACUCCGGCCUGCCCAUGCUCUCGUCGACGGAGGCCCAUCCGUAUCCGAUACUCGUCGAACAGAUGAUAUACCGGACGCAGCAGGAGAAGAGCGACUUUCUGAGCAACUCGUGGACCUUCAAGGAUGUGCUGGUGCGGCUGCUGGACAUCAUAGCCAGUCCGAUACGUUCCCGGAUCGAGGCCAUCUAUAGCCGGAGCUUUGGCAGCCUGGGCGGCAGCUAUCCUGGCGUCGGCAAAGAGUGUGGCGUGAACCAGGGACUGAUCGACAAUUGCUGCCAUCUGCUGGCCAGAGUUCUGGCCGAGAUCGUUUACCAGACGGCGCUGGGAGAGUACGACAAGAUGUUCCUGCCGCCACGUACCCUCCACUCCACGGGCUCCCGGUUUGCCCGCUGCGACGUGAGCCGUACCUGGAACACGGGGAACUUCGGCCCGGAUGCCAUUGCCUUCUCGGUGGACAGACCCGGAGUGGCCAUAGCCGGUGCCAUGAUCUACUCCGGCUCCGGCAGCUACGACUACCAGCUGGAGUUGCUGUUCGACAAUACGGCGGACCUGCAGCCGCAACACAAGUGGGAGACCCUGGAGUCGGUGUCCGGCACCUACGACCAGGAGGCGGUGCACAACGAUCUGGCGGAGAUCAAGUUCGAUCAUCCGGUCCACAUCAAGGAGAACGCCCGAUAUGCCCUGAGACUGUGCUCGCAGGGCGCUAGGACGUGCUCGGGCGAUGCUGGGAUGCCGGUGGUCCGAGGACCGUGUGGCACCCAGUUCCAUUACUACGCCUGCGACUUGAGCUUCAAUGGAACGACUCCGGCCCGGGGACAACUGCCCUGCAUCCUCUACUACAGCACGCCCGUAAAGCAGGACGUUGGUGGACCAUCGGGACGAGGAGGAGGAGUGGCUGGAUCAUCUACAGCACCCGGCGGAGGAGCACCAUCCAUCCCGGAAGAUAGGCAGCUGCUGUUGGGCCCCCAUGAGGUGUCCACUCGGGAUACUGCCCUCCAGAUAGCCGCUGACAUAACCAAGAAAUGCACCGAGCUGUUGAUUCUGGCCAGGAACGCCAUGGCCGCCUCGUGCUCCCCCUCGGACAACAGCUCCAAUCACACCCAGACCAUCGACUCGGAGCACAACAUCACGCCCAUCGAGGAGCACAUGGACAUCAAUUGGGCCAACAAUUCGCGGACAGCCGCCCUGCCACCGACUGUGGUUGUGGAUCCGCAGCUGUCCACCGCCCGGGACCUGGGCAAGCGCAUUGAGUCCUUCUCCAAGGGCAUCAUGGAGACCCUCAAGUUCGACAAGCGCUCCACGAAUCCGUUCGAGAUGGAAAUCGAGAUCGGAGCCACGGAAAUCGGGGUGGAGGACACGGCGGCCGACUUACGGAACGGUCAGAGCCAGAGUCAGUGCCAGAGUGUGCCCAUCAAUGGCAACGAACGGACCACGGACUACGACCUGGCCGAGCAAUCGAUGGCCCAGCAGAUCCAGCACUCGGACUCGGAGGAGGCGCCCCUGGAGGCGGCCGCCAGCGGUGGAGGAGGAGGCGGUGGUGUUGGGAAUGUGUCCAGCCAAGUGGCGGCCGUCCAGCUGCUCGAGGUCUUCAAUCGUUCCGCCUCCAACAUGUUCCACAUACUGCUGCCGCUGGUCUAUGCCCACAUUGCCAAUCUGGCGUGCAGCGAUCCCAAGAGUUCCGUCCAGAUCCUGGGCCUCAUCAAGGAGAUACUCCCGCACAUUGCCGCCCUGAACCAGCUGCACGUGUCCAAGGAGCAGCGCCAGCCGGAGCCGGCUCUGUUUCCCACCUCCGGCUCAUCUGGCUCGUCCAGCUCCGCCAGCUCCACCACUAGCAACCACUACUGCAUCGUGGAGAGCGACCAUCCGUACCGGAGUGCUAGCAUCAGUUGCUACCGCGUCGAGUUCCCGCCCUGCGUUCAGUGGCUCACCAUCGAGUUCGAUCCGCAAUGUGGCACCGCCCAGCUGGAGGACUACCUUCUACUGUCCAUCCCGAUGAGACCGCCACCAUCGCCGGCCCAAAUGCAGGCUGGCUGCCAGGCGGAGGAGUACUGCGAGCAUCUCGAUGCCCAGGGACAGGAGAGAAGGCGCCCAGGAACGGGAGGGUCCACUGGUGGCGGUGCAGGCACAGUGAAAUCUGCUGGCGUCCAACUCACCAUGGCCAGUUGCUGUCGUUCGCCCGGAAAUCUUCCCGGGAGUGCCAUUCCCCUGCGCAGUCAGGACACCACAGAAAGGGAGUGGAUUAUGGUCAAGAAAUUCAAUACCGCCUCCAACUGGCUUCAGAAUGUCCUAAUCCUGCCCGGCAACUGUGUGGAAUUCUCGCUGGAAACUGCCUCCUUGUACGCCCAAGAUCCGCACAACAAUCGCUAUGGCUUCAAGUGCCUGGUGGUGGGAUACGACAAUCCCACAGCGAUCAAUGCCAGCAACUCGUGUCUGAUACGUUUGGAGCAGGAACUGGCCUAUUUGGGGGGCAUGUGUAGUGCGAAUCUGAUGAAGAAGGAACUGAAUCUACCAGAUGACAAGGAUGUGGAGGAUAUGAGUGGCAUUGAGGAGACGAUCAGCGCCCAUCAUGCCUUGCUCUCGAAGGGAUUUGCCUUGUCGGAGCCUCACCUGACAGUGCAUCAGGCCUUGGAGUCAUAUCUACCUAUAGGAUCGCAAUCAAAUGAACGACAGUUCCUUAAGGACUUUAUUAGCGGGGCACCCGGAUCAUCGGGGGCUCGAUUGGCGGCCUGGUUGCAACCAGAGUCACGCUUGGAUCCCAAUAGGUGCGAGCUCAACACCAUUACGGAGCCCCUGCGUUACGGAUGGCCCACUCAGGUAACGGUGACCAUACGGGAUCAGUACGGCGAUGCUGUCCUGGUGCCAGAACUGAAAGUGGAAAUAAAGGCUAUACCCACGGGUUCGGGUCCGAAUGGAACAACUGGAACGGGAGGAUUUGGACCGCCAGGAUCAACGUUGCGCAUGCGCAGGGCCUCCUGCUCGGCCGGUGACUUGGGCGGCAUGGCACCGCCACCGCGUCUCAAUUACGAACCCACCACCAAGGAGAAGAUGUGCUUCAAGGCCAUCACUUUCAUGAAGCCCUUCACCAACUACUCGUUUGAGGAAUUGCGCUACGCCAGUCCCAUACAGACACGGAUCACCGAAUCCCUAAAUGCCCGGGACAUGGAGGAUGGCACCUUCAGUGUCCAAUGGACGCCCAGUUCGGUGGGCGGUUAUUGUCUGGCGGUCACCAUUGACGGUAUACCCCUAGAGGAAGUCUAUCGGGUGGAAGUCAAAGAGGGUGUCCUGCCACCGCCCACCCAAAGGAGUAGUGCCCAGCUAAGGCCACAGGCACCCAGUAAGCUGCGACGCUUUCAGGCUCGUCACAGUUCUGGCUUAAGAAUCCGUUCCCAUCCCACCCUGCAGUCCGAGCAGGUGGGCGUGGUUCGGGUGGGCGGAGUCAUAUCGUUUAUCGAUGAAAUCGAAAACGAUGAUGGCAUUUGGCUGCGUCUUUCCACAGAGUCCAUCCGCCAGCACUGCACCAUGGGCUGGUAUCCGACAGAGGCCUGGUGUUUGCAAUUCAAUCAGCAUUUGGCCAGGACGCUACUUCAGCCAGUGGCGGACAAGGAGGUGGCGCCCGCGACGAGAAAAACCAAACAGCAGCAGCAGCAGCAGUCGGAGAAUCCGGAGGAGGAGGAGGAAGAGGCGCCGCCGGAAAGUCCAACGGCAAGUGGUGAAGCCAGUCCGGAACCGGAACAAGAACCCAACCGGGAUCCCAGUCCCGUGUUGAGUCCAACAAAGUCGAAAAAUCGUAGCUUCCUGUCCGGUUCCUCGUCCACGAAUCCAUUUUUGUAUCCCUCGAGACCCGAACGGGAUCUGGAGCUGGAUGAGGAGGCGGAGCUUAAAGGCCAGGAGAAUCCCGAGGAGGCAGCCAACGCGGAAGAAGAUUCAGAGGAUCAGCAAAAGGAGCAGGAGCAGGAAGCCCUGGCAGCCGUCGCCACGGAGCUGCUGCCGGCCAAUAUUGGCUCGGCCAUAGCUGGUGUGGUGGGCGGGGGCGCCAUCAAGUUGCAGGCCCUCCAGAAAUGGUUCAAGGGCGACGCCGUGGAGGGAGCCCAACCGCUGACACCGUCGCAUUCGCCGCCCUUGGCCGGAGUAUCGGUGAGGGAACUGGUACGCGCCAUGGGCGGUCAGGAGGCCGCCCCACGGAGCGGCAAUGGCAAUCGGGGCAGGGAGCGGGAUCGCGAUAGAGAUGCGGAGCAGGAGCCGGAGUUCAGCCUGGCCAGCAUGAGGAGACCCAAUUACUCGGCCAGCCAAACAGCCGCUCUCCUAUCCACUCCAAAGCACACGCCCAAGCGAAGUGCCGCCUGCAUCCUGCCCACGGACGCCGCCAAUCUCGAGGAUGAGAUGAGCCUCCUGCAGAUAACCACCACGGGACAGGGCGAACAGCAAAGCUGCGAGCUGCAGCUGGCCACCACAUCGACCUCCGCCACGGCCUGCAUAUUAUCCACCAAACGGAGCAUGGGUCCCAUCAAGAGGGCGAUGCCGCCAUCCUUCGCCGAAAGCAUUAGGGCCGUAUUCGCUGCCCUCCUUUGGCACGAGGGCAUCGUCCACGAUGCCAUGGCCUGCGCCAGUUUCCUUAAAUUCCAUCCAGGACUGCCCAAAGAAGGCGCCACCGUGGUAACACGGCGCGGCGAGGGCGGAGAUGCCCGUCUGCAGCUAUCGAGGGAACAAAAGGCCCAGCAGAGGCACUCCGUCGAGGUGGCCAAUGCCGGUAACUACCUAAACAUCCGACCAUCCACCCUGGAGACGCUCACCAAGAGCGGCAACUGUUCGCUGCACAAUCGGAGCAAGCACCGGAAGAACUUGCUCAAUCAGGGCGGCGAGGAUCCCGCCCAGAAACUGCAGGCUCUGCCGGAAGUUGUGAGUGUCCUGCCGCCAGCACUGCGCUGUCUGGUCUAUCUCUGGGAACAGAUAUGUUCCGGCUGUGUCCAGAUAGUCCAGUCCAAUGCCCUGGAGCAGCGGGAGCCGCGUCUGCUCUCGCCCGGCGGAAGUCGGGACACGAAUGGUGGCGACGGGGAAACCGACUCCAAGGAGGGCAAGUCGGGAAGCGAUCACGGCGCCAAUAACGAGAAGGAGCUGGGCCGAAAGUGCAAGCGGAAGAAGAAGGACGACGGCAGCUGGUGCGAGAUCUGUGAACUGUUCCUGCCCAUGCCGGUCACCUAUCACAUGCGGAUCGCCCAUCCCGGAUGCGGCAAGUCGGCCAAGGGCAAGGGCUACAACUCCGUGGGCAUUUUCUGCGAGGGCUGGGCCGGCAACUGUGGCGAGGGCGGCAAGGGGGCCUCGUCCUGGUUCUUGAUGUGUGAUCCCUGCCGGGAUCGGUAUCUAUCGUCCUGUCGCAGCGUCAACAACAUCAACAGCUCGGCCCGCCAGCAGGAGUCUCUGGCCACAGAAGGCAACGAACUGAAUCUCUUCGGCGUAAAGUCCACAACCCUGAUAGCCAAUGCCGAAGUGUACACCACCAUGCGGGAGAAUGCCACCUUCCUGCUGGAGCUCUGCUCCAGUUCCAGCUCGGCGACGGUGACCGGAUCGGGCGCUGGUAUCGGUCCCGCAUCUGUUACGGGAAGCGGAAGCAAGCGAUCACCACAACAGAUGUCCGCCGGCAUGCCCGUGGUCAUUGAACACCAUCACUCCCAGCUGGGCAACUCGGACCUCAAGCCGAGCACCAGUCGGUGCAGCCGGAUGGCCCGGCUGAGUGGCAGCAAGUUCUGUCCGGUCGGUGGGGCUUUCCGGAAGAGUUUCGUGGGAGCACCGCCAGCGACGCCGGAGAACGUGUGGCUGGCGCCGGAAAGCUUUGCCUGCCUGGAGUGCCUGGGCACGGCCGGGCACGAGGAUCUGCCCUACGAGAUGUUCGGUUUGGGUCCCAACUCCAAUGACAAUGGAUACGACAGGCCCCUGUCGGAGAUCUCCUACGAAUCCUGCGAACCCAACAACUUUGACAUGCUCUCCGGAUCUCUAGCGGCUGGAGGAGGUGCUGGCUCGUCUGUCAGUGCCGGCGGCAACCUGUCCAAGUUCCAUCGCAGCUACUCCAUGGGUCAGGGAUGGGCGGCACUGGCGCAGCAGCAGCAUCAGCAGAUGAGUCACCAUCCGCAGCAGACGCCACCUGCUCCGCCGUAUGCGCCCCAGCAACAGCAGCAGCAGCAGAUGCACCUGCAACUCCAGCACCAGCAACAGCCUCUGCUGGAGGGCCAGCCCAAGGUGGUUUAUCGGCGUAGGAACAACUCCACCAGCGAGGGCGAUGGCUCCCUGCUGAUCUGCUAUCCUUCGGAGCAUUUGCGGCGCCUGGUGCCCCAGAAACUACUGGCCAGUGUUUCGGUGUUGCAGCAAGCAGCGGCAGCCGUGGCAGCAACCACAGCAGCAGCAGCAACAUCGGCUGCUGAGGUUUCUGGCAAGGAUCACCCCGUGUCGCAGGAGGGCAGCCAGUUGCUGACCCGCCCGGCCAUGGCGUUCAUCACCCAGAAGCACGAGCUGGACAGGCUGAGGGCUGCCAUGAAACGGAGUCUCCGGAUAGCCGCCUGUCGCAUAUAUGCCCUCCAGGCCCUCAACUGGCUGCUGAGAAGCGUCACCCAGGGCGUGUGCCUGCACGAUCUAAUGUGGUGGUUCGUCAGUUCACUGGCCACCGCCGGCGGUGGAGGUCACACCCCGGAGGGCAGCAGCAGGCUGCCAGAAGAGUCUUCGGAGCCCGCCCUGGAACAUCCCGUGGCCUACACCCAGAUCAGUGGCAAGUUCGCCCAUCUGAUCACCCAAUCCCUGCACGUACUCCUCCAAUCCGUGGCGGAUCUAACGCUGCACCUGCCCCUGGGCUCUCCGCUGCAGCGCGUGGCGAUCCAGUGCUUUGGCAUCCGUUUCCGGCAGGCCGAUCACCAGUUCCUGCACAGCUCCCAUGUCUUUGGGAAUAUAUCGAAGAUACUGUCAAAGUCGGACGAACAGAACGACGCGAUGGCGGUGUCCAACAUCCUGAAGGCGGAGAAUCACUGCGAUGCGGAGCACAAUCAGGUUAGCUUGGCGCCAGCAGGAGCCACUGGAGCCGGAGCCCGGGUGCUGUGCUACACGGAUCUGGGCGGCAUGUUCGAGGUCACUGUCUCCUCGCGUCCAGCGAUGGCCGAAUCCCUGACCGACAACUCAACGGAAACGUUUUGGGAGAGCGACGAGGAGGACAGAAACAAGUGCAAGAUCAUCGAGCUGUCCCUGACGAAGCUGAACUAUGCCUGUCGGUAUUUGUUGGUCCACAUCGAUAAUAGCAGGGAUAUACAGAACAAAGUCCUCAACGUGGUUUUCUAUGCUGGGCAAUCCCUGGGCGAUACCAAUGUGCUCAAGUCCGUGGAUGUGGAUCCCAAGGCCUGCUCCUGGAUCUCGGCCAAGAUAAGCGACGAUACCUGCACCCACUUCCGCUUGGAGCUGCACGGCCCGGAGAAUACGCUGCGAGUGCGUCAAAUCAAGUUGCUUGGCAUGCCCACGGGCAGUGGAGCCAGUGGUGUCCCAGAGGAGGAUCACAAGCACCAUGCCGGCCACCAUCAUCACCAGCAGCCCCAUCUGCGCUUGAGCCAUGCCGCCCGCAUCCAGCAGCAGAUCUGUGAAGCGGAAACCUUGAGGGUUUUCCGGCUGAUAACGGGUCAGGUCUUUGGGAAAUUAAUCAGCAACGUGGGCUCGGAUUUGGUGCCACCGGACUCCGCGGGUCUAGUGCCGCCCAGCAGUGCUGGCGCCACCAAUAGUAGCUCCCUGCUGGCAGACUCUCUGGACCUGCGGGAGCAUAUGGUGGGCAUACUGUUCUCCAGGAGCAAGCUUUCGCAUCUCCAGAAACAGGUCAUCGUGCACAUCGUCCAUGCCAUUAGGAAGGAGGCACAACGAGCUAAGGAGGACUGGGAGCUGGCCAAUCUGGCGCACGUCCUCAAGCAGCCACCACAGGCCCUGCAAGCACCUGCCCCCAAUCCGGCCCCAGCCAGUGCCGAAAGUACUCCGGAACGAAGCCGAGCUCCGGAUACCUAUUGCUUCGAAAUGUUAAGCAUGGUUCUGGCCCUAUCCGGCAGCGUUGUGGGUCGCUCGUACCUAUCCCAGCAGCACGGGUUGCUCCGCGAUCUUCUGGGCCUCCUGCACACCGGAAGCGAUCGGGUGCAGCGUCAGGUGACGGCGCUACUACGUCGCAUCCUGCCGGAGAUCACACCGGAAAGCUUCGCGGAUCUGUUGGGUGUGCAGCGUCUGCCGCCGGCGGACUACAGCAUCGCCCAUCAGAGUGCCAGUGAUUUCGACAUGAGCCGCCUGGGGAUCCUCGAUAUAUUCCUGGCCGUGAUAGCCAAGUCUCUGCAGCUGCAGGUUAAAGUGAAGACAACAGCGGGCUCCGGAGGAGGAGCAACUGGAGCCGGAGGUGCAGGGUCAUCCGCCCUCAAAGCAGGACAGCAGGAGAAGACUCCGGCGUUUGUGCGACUCUGCAGUUCUCUGGAUCUUUCCGUGCAACAGCUCCAGCGAUCAUCCAGACCGCCAACUGGCGAGCACACCGCAACCACCGAUCCCUUCCAGUUCGAGGCAGUGCCACCAGUGCCGCGUAAAGAGUCCAAACGGAAUCUCAAUCAGCGAUGGUUCCUCAACGGUGUGAUCUCCACCAAGCAGGCAGAGAGCAUUAUCGGACUAAUCCGGGACCUGGCCAGCGGAAAGCUAAGCGAAAAGUGGUCCCAAAUCACCAAGGCAGCCAUUGCCGAGUCCGUUCUGAAUCUGACCCGCCUGGAGGAGAUCUAUCGCACGCCGGAGCACUGCACCAAGACGGCCACUCUCUGGCUGGCUCUGGCCAGCUUGUGUGUGCUGGAGCGAGACCAUGUGGAGAAGCUAUCCUCAGGACAAUGGUCCAAGCUGUGCGACACUCGGCCGUUGUGUAGCAACCACGACGAUGGGGAGACGGCGGCCAUCAUUCAGUGCGAAACCUGUGGAUCCUUGUGCGGCGACUGUGAUCGCUUUCUGCACUUGAAUCGCAAGACGAGAACCCACAAAAGAACGGUCUGCAAGGAAGAGGAGGAGGCCAUAAGAGUGGAGCUGCACGAAUCCUGCGGUCGGACUAAGCUCUUCUGGCUGCUGGCCCUGGCGGAUUCCAAAACCCUCAAAGCUAUGGUGGAGUUCCGGGAUGGCAGCCACACCAUCAUCUCGGGACCCCAGGAGGCAGUGGGUCGGUGUCGAUUCUGUGGCCUUACCGGCGAUUCUGGUCUGCUGGAGAUUGGAAAUGUGUGCGCGGAUGCCCAGUGCCAGGAGUAUGCGGCCAAUUCCUGCCUAAAGACGAAGCCCUGUGGACAUGCCUGUGGAGGCGUGGCCGGAGAGCGAAAGUGCCUGCCGUGCUUGCAACACGUAUGCCAUGCCAGGGAGAACGAACUGGCGGAGGAGUUGAGGGAUCCGAAGCUCACCCAAGAUGCGGAUGACAUGUGCAUGAUAUGCUUUGUGGAAGCAGUCUCCUGUGCUCCCGCCAUACAUCUGGAAUGUGGUCAUGUGUUCCACUACCAUUGUUGCAAGGCGGUGCUGGAGAAGCGCUGGAGUGGCCCACGCAUCACCUUCGGCUUCUCGUUGUGUCCCAUUUGCAAGGCGGACAUUCAGCAUCCUCUGCUGGCCGAUAUCCUGGAGCCCAUCAACUCCCUAAAGCAGGACGUAAAGCGAAAGGCCCUGAUGAGAAUCAAGUACGAGGGCGUGGUCAAGGACACGGAAAGCAAGGACAUCAACAUGACCCAACUGGCCAUGGAUCGGUAUGCCUACUAUGUUUGCUUUAAAUGCCAGAAGGCCUACUACGGCGGCGAGGCUCGAUGCGAUGCGGAAAUUGGCGAGAAAUUCGAUCCGGAGGAGCUCGUGUGCGGCGGCUGUUCGGAUGUGGCCCGGGCUCAGAUGUGUCCGAAACAUGGCACCGAUUUCCUGGAGUACAAGUGCCGCUACUGCUGCUCGGUGGCGGUCUUCUUUUGCUUUGGAACGACCCACUUUUGCGACACCUGCCACGACGACUUCCAGCGGCUGACAAACAUACCCAAGGUGAAGCUGCCCCAAUGCCCGGCCGGACCCAAGGCCAAGCAGCUGCUGGGCGACGAGUGCCCGCUCCAUGUGAUGCAUCCGCCCACCGGCGAGGAGUUCGCCCUGGGCUGCGGUGUUUGCCGCAAUGCCCAAACAUUUUAGCCACAUGCAGGACUAAGAUCCAAGGAUCACAAGGACGAGGUCGACGACGAGGAGGAGGACGACGACGAUGAUGACGACGAGGAGGAGGUGUCACCACCCACCUGGAUGGGUCUAUGGUCACUCUCCGACGACUCCCAGACAUACCUGUAAAGGAAUCGUAAUCCUUCCUGACAUUCCAUUAACUCAUCGGAGAAAAAAUAUUAAAUCGGACGCGGUUAUAGAUAUUUUCUAGGCUAGUAGAUAUUGGACGAA
Drosophila bipectinata is the source of this 16664-nucleotide messenger RNA. The record is from RefSeq and is a predicted model, not a curated record. NCBI's taxonomy places the organism in Eukaryota, Metazoa, Arthropoda, Insecta, Diptera, Drosophilidae.